CAAGCCCUUCCGGUGAUGUCACGUCUCCAGAACGCGCCAAAGUUUGGACGGACGCUCUUGUGUCAUUAAUAUGGACAUUUCAGUGUAGACAUUUUUAGCGUGUAAAUAUACCAAAAGAACAGAUAAACAACCUGCUUCACAUGGGACAACUUCAACACUGGUAUACGUGACUCGUAAGAUCAGAUCAUGUCUGUGCCUUUUGUUAAAGACUGGGAUGUGGUACAAACCCUUGGAGAGGGGGCGUACGGCGAGGUGCGACUGCUUGUCAACAAGAAGACAGAAGAAGCUGUGGCGGUGAAAGUUGUGGACAUGGCAAAGGCCAAGGAUUGUAUAGAGAAUGUGAAGAAGGAGGUUUGCAUAUGCAAGAUGCUCUCACACCCCAACAUCGUACGUUUCUUUGGGCACAGGAGUGAGGGGACGACACAGUACAUCUUCUUGGAGUACUGUAGUGGAGGAGAGCUUUUUGACCGAAUCGAACCAGAUGUUGGGAUGCCAGAAAAGGAGGCACACAGGUUUUUUCAGCAGUUAAUAGCUGGUGUGGAAUAUCUUCACAGCAUUGGGAUUACACACCGUGACAUAAAACCAGAGAAUAUUCUUCUUGAUGAUAAAGAUAAUCUGAAGAUCUCUGAUUUUGGACUGGCUACCAUGUUCCGUCACCGUGGUCGAGAGCGGGCGCUGAAUCGUUUGUGUGGCACUCUACCCUAUGUUGCCCCCGAGCUCAUGUCACGCUCGGCGUUCCACGCUCAACCUGCGGACACUUGGGCUUGUGGUAUUGUGCUCACUGCAAUGUUAGCUGGAGAGUUACCAUGGGACCAGCCGAGUGAAAACUGUCAGGAAUAUUUAGAUUGGCUGGAGAAGAAGAUCUACCUCACACCAUGGAAGAAAAUUGAUGCUGUGCCCUUGAGUCUGCUAUCCAAGAUAUUACUGCAUAAUCCAGAGGACAGGUUCACCAUUCCUGAAAUUAAGAAACAUCGUUGGUUUAGCAGAAGUUUCAAAUCAGCAGUAAAACGUCAGAGUGACACACCGGUAACCAAGAUGCAUCGGGCUGACUCAGAACUCUCACAACUGAGACGAAAAAACAGUGAUGACAGAGCACAGAUCUCCAGCUCUCAGCCUGAGCCGCAGGGAUUGUGGGAGCAGAAGGAGGUUACAGUGCAUACAGAUGUCAGUGUCAGCUUUUCACAGCCUACCUGUCCUGACCACAUGUUGCUGGGCAGCCAACUGCUUGGCACACCGGGUGCCAGCCAGAACCCAUGGCAGCGGUUGGUGAGAAGGAUGACCAGGUUCUUUACUACGGUAAAGGCAGAGCCGUCUUGCAUUGCUCUCCGUGAUGCCUGCAUUGCUAUGGGUCACACAUGGAAACAGAGCUGCACCAAUCAGGCGACGGUGUCCACAAUGGAUCGCCGCAAUAAUAAACUGAUCUUCAUAGUGCACUUCCUGGAAAUGGAGGAACGCAUUUUAGUAGAUUUCCGGCUGUCAAAGGGGGACGGUUUGGAAUUCAAGAGAAUAUUCCUGAAACUGAAACUGAAGCUGUCUGACAUUAUUAGUAACCAAAAGGUUUUGCCUUUGAAUUGAUGUGUGUCUACAUUUUAACAUGCAAAGUCUGCAUUCACAUAUGCGUACACACACACACACUAAGUUGUUUUAUGAUGGUGGAACAUGUUUGGAUUUGUAUAUUUGUAGUUGUAUAUGUCUGUUUCUCUGAUCAGUGAGGAGAAACUGUCAAGUUUAGUUCAUCUGUUCAUUUGUGUUCUGUUAUUGUGAAGAAGAGGGUUUGUUUUCUGCUCCUUAAAAAGAUGCAAGUAAAAUUGAACGUGAAAACAAAAUUUAAAAUAAAUCUGUCCUUAAUAAU
Molecule: messenger RNA, 1852 nt
Organism: Megalobrama amblycephala (Wuchang bream)
Lineage: Eukaryota; Metazoa; Chordata; Actinopteri; Cypriniformes; Xenocyprididae
Gene: chek1
Product: checkpoint kinase 1
Exons: 13
Coding region: 187-1575 (462 amino acids)
Biological process (GO): microtubule cytoskeleton organization; DNA damage checkpoint signaling; protein phosphorylation
Cellular component (GO): cytoplasm
Molecular function (GO): protein serine/threonine kinase activity; ATP binding; tau-protein kinase activity
Source: RefSeq, a predicted model, not a curated record